AUCAAACAUGUCUGGUCGUGGCAAAGGAGGCAAGGGUCUUGGAAAGGGAGGCGCCAAGCGUCAUCGUAAAGUUCUUCGCGAUAAUAUUCAAGGUAUCACCAAGCCAGCUAUCCGACGUCUUGCACGUCGUGGUGGUGUCAAACGUAUCUCCGGUCUCAUCUACGAAGAAACUCGGGGUGUAUUGAAGGUGUUCUUAGAGAAUGUCAUCCGUGACGCCGUCACCUACACAGAGCACGCCAAAAGAACGUAG
Messenger RNA from Saccoglossus kowalevskii, 250 nucleotides. Its product is annotated as histone H4 type VIII-like. Lineage: Eukaryota; Metazoa; Hemichordata; Enteropneusta; Harrimaniidae. The record is from RefSeq and is a predicted model, not a curated record.